AUGAAAGACUUAGCUGAUCUAGCCACAUUUUUGGGGAAAUUUUUCCAUUACUUUGUUGAAUCUCUACUCUUCCAUAUCAUUCCAAAACCUAAAAAAAAUGUUGCUGGUGAAAUUGUGCUAAUAACUGGAGCUGGAAGUGGCUUGGGAAGGUUAUUGGCCUUAAAAUUUGUCCGUCUUGGAGCAAUUGUAGUUCUCUGGGACAUUAAUCAAGAAAAUCUUGCUGAAACAUGUAGGGUAGCUAAAGAACACAGUUCUGCAAGAGUAUAUGGCUACACAUGUGACUGCAGCAAAAAACAGGAAAUCUACAAAGUUGCAAAGCAGGUUAAAAAAGAAGUUGGUGAUGUUACCAUCCUCAUCAACAAUGCUGGAGUUGUUACAGGAAAACAAUUCCUUGAGACCUCAGAUGAACAUGUGGGAAAAUCUUUUCUUGUAAACUGCUUUUCUCAUAUCUGGACUUACAUAGCCUUCCUUCCUAGCAUGAUAGCUAAUAAUCAUGGUCACUUGGUCUGUAUUUCAAGUGCAGCUGGACAGAUUGGCAUGAAUGGACUAGCAGAUUAUUCAGCAAGCAAAUUUGCAUCAUUUGGAUUUGCAGAAUCCAUUUACUUUGAAUUGAGACAUUUAAAGAAACAUGGAAUUAAAACCACUAUUGUCUGCCCAUAUUUCAUCAAAACUGGAAUGUUUAAUGGUUGUUUAAGCAAGUAUCCAACCUUAUUGCCUAUUCUGGAGCCCGAAUACGCAGCCAGUAAAAUCAUAAAAGCUAUUCUGGAAAAUCAGGUUUAUCUGAUAACCCCCAAAUCAAUAGCCAUUGCAUUGGUGUUGAAACAAAUAAUAUCUGCAAAAAUGAGUCUGGCACUCGGUGAUUUCCUUGGAGCUUUCAAUUCUAUGGACACUUUCCAAGGUAGAAAAGAAGAGAAAAUUCAAACUGUGUCAAUGAUUCACCAAUAG
Messenger RNA from Sarcophilus harrisii (Tasmanian devil), 945 nucleotides. Its product is annotated as short-chain dehydrogenase/reductase family 16C member 6-like. Gene Ontology annotation, cellular component: lipid droplet. Gene Ontology annotation, molecular function: oxidoreductase activity, acting on the CH-OH group of donors, NAD or NADP as acceptor. The record is from RefSeq and is a predicted model, not a curated record. Lineage: Eukaryota; Metazoa; Chordata; Mammalia; Dasyuromorphia; Dasyuridae.